UAGAGUCCCAACCUUAGACCAGUACUCCGUACUCCGUACGACUAUAAUCAAACUUAAGUAUCCCACAAGUCAAUGGCUCAAAGUCAUCUUAUGUUCCACCAAAACAUAAGAUUGCUAAAAGAAGUCCCUCAUUUUGCAUGUAGUUCCCUCCCCAAAAGAAACGAGGUCAUUAGAUAUCCGAUUAUAAUUUACCCACAAAACAGUCCAAUUUGCUGCACAAUUCGGCGUCAAUCACUCCGACGAAGCAGUUGCACAACCCCAGCAAUGGCCAACUCCGCCGUGAAUGCCGCCGCUUCAGUUCCUUCGAAGCCCACUAUCACUCACGUUUUAUUUGACAUGGAUGGUCUUUUACUAGAUACUGAGAAGUUCUAUGGAGAAGUUCAGGAACAUAUACUGGCUAGAUACAAUAAAACAUUUGACUGGUCUCUCAAAGCAAGAAUGAUGGGAAUGAAAGCAAUAGAAGCUGCUAGGAUCUUUGUUGAAGAGACUGGAAUAAGUGACUGUCUUUCAGCUGAGGACUUCAUUGUAGAAAGGGAGGCAAUGCUGGAGACCAUGUUUCCAACGAGUGAGCUAAUGCCAGGGGUAGAAAGAUUGAUCAAACAUUUGCAUGCACACCAAGUGCCAAUCUGUGUUGCCACUAGCUCCCACAAACGGCAUUUUGAGCUGAAAACUCAAAGACAUACAGAACUAUUUGCUUUAAUGCAUCAUAUUGUUACUGGAGAUGACCCAGAAGUCAAGCAAGGAAAGCCAUCUCCUGAUGUAUUUUUGGCAGCUGCCAGAAGAUUUGAAGGUGGACCUGUAAAUUCAAAGCGUUGUCUUGUAUUUGAAGAUGCACCAGCAGGAGUUGAAGCUGCUAAAAAUGCUGAAAUGUCUGUGGUUAUGAUUCCUGAUCCAAGGUUGGACAGCUCGUAUCACGCUGUUGCUGAUGAGGUUCUGAAAUCUUUAACGGACUUCAAUCCUGCAGAAUGGGGCUUGCCUCCUUUCGAAAGUGCAACAUGCUAAGUUUAUACUCCCUCCGUCCCGGAAUACUUGACCUGUUUUCCUUAUCGGGCCGUCCCUUAAUACUUGACUUGUUUCUAAAAAUGGAAAUAUUCCAACAAUAUUAUAUUAUUUCUCACUCCACCCAUAUUAACCCACCUACCCCCUACUCCAUACAAAAAAUAAUUAAAAAUUCAACCCCUACUCUCCCAACCCCACCCCUUUACACAUUUCCCACUAACUACAUUAAAAUAAUACUCCACUAUCAACUACUACCUAUUAAAUUAAAUAAGUCAAUUCAAGUUCUUUAAACUCUGUGCCGGUCAAACCGGGUCGAGUAUUCCGGGACGGAGGGAGUAACACUUAGUGUUGCAUCAGCUGCAGGAAUGCUACUUAGUCAAAGCGCCCAUCUUCAAGCCGCCUCAUUUUUCUUUUUGCAGUGUUUUACAAACACUAUUUCGAUUAUUUGCCUCCUUAUUUGUGGAGUGUUGCAUGUACAGUUGAUUAUUUACCCUCAUUUUUCAAAAUUUAUUUAUCACAUGAAACAUUUGUAA
Molecule: messenger RNA, 1532 nt
Organism: Spinacia oleracea (spinach)
Lineage: Eukaryota; Viridiplantae; Streptophyta; Magnoliopsida; Caryophyllales; Amaranthaceae
Product: (DL)-glycerol-3-phosphatase 2
Exons: 6
Coding region: 73-1002 (309 amino acids)
Biological process (GO): glycerol biosynthetic process
Molecular function (GO): sn-glycerol 3-phosphatase activity
Source: RefSeq, a predicted model, not a curated record